Messenger RNA from Nannizzia gypsea CBS 118893, 327 nucleotides. RefSeq lists its product as hypothetical. The coding region runs from base 1 to 327 and encodes 108 amino acids. The record is from RefSeq and is a predicted model, not a curated record. NCBI's taxonomy places the organism in Eukaryota, Fungi, Ascomycota, Eurotiomycetes, Onygenales, Arthrodermataceae. The transcript is spliced from 3 exons.
AUGACGAUGAGCCCCUGGUUCGCUCCCCUAUUAACGCCAUCCAAAAAGCAACGAAGAGCCGUGAGAACAAGGAAAAAGACAGGAGACGAAGAAGACGAAGGAGAAGAAGAAGAAGAAGUAGAGAGUAUCAGCAAGGAGGAAGUUAUGUAUGGAAGACAGCAGUCGAGACGAGACGGAGGCAAAGAGGAAGAUCGAUAUCGAGGCGAUGGCGAUGCGAAACAGACUAGGGGUUUGUUUGAGGGUCGCGUUUCUUUGCUUUUAUUUCUUGUGGUUCUAAGCCCUACGGUAGUUGGAUGGGAUGAUACAGAGAGACAGCUUGGUAGUUGA